AUGUCAACUCUACAAGCUCUAUUCGCCGUCUCUUUCCUUUCGACGUUGGCUGUCCUUGUAUUUAGCUUUCAUUGGUUGCGAGCAAAGCUAAGAGAGGCUGGUUACGACGUCUCACGACUUAUACUUAUAGGAUUAGAACCAAAAAUCGAUACCACCCAAUUCCCUGACCGAUACCAGCAACACUCUAAUGGCAUUCGGUAUCGACAGUUCGUAUACACAAAACGAAAGCCAGUACUAAACCCCCAGGUUUGGCAAGAGUUCUCACUCAAGGAAAAGAUCGUCAUAUCGCCCAAUACCGCCAUCUACCGGUUUGCCCUGCCUCACCCGCAGGACGUCCUUGGCCUGCCCAUUGGGCAGCACAUUUCGGUCUCUACAGAGAUCAAUGGAAAGGACGUCAUGCGUAGCUAUACCCCAACUAGCAGUGAUGACGACCUCGGCCACUUUGACCUUCUCAUCAAAUCAUAUGAGAAGGGCAACAUUUCGCGCUACGUCUCUCUUCUUAAGAUUGGCGACAAGGUCCGCAUUCGUGGUCCGAAGGGUGCUUUCAAGUAUACCCCCACCCUGUCUCGCGAGAUCGGUAUGAUUGCGGGUGGUACCGGCAUUACUCCCAUGCUGCAAAUCAUCCGUGCUGCCUUGAAGAACUCCGAAGACAAGACGAAGCUCAACCUCAUCUACGCCAAUGUCAAUUUUGAGGACAUUCUUCUUAAGAAGGAGCUCGAUGAUCUCGCUGCAGCCCACCCCAAGCGAUUCCAGGUUUACUAUGUACUCAACAAUCCUCCGCAGGGUUGGAAUGGUGGUACGGGUUUUGUAACCAAGGACCAGAUCGAAAAACACAUGCCUUCAUCAAAUCACGAUAUCAAGGUUCUUAUGUGCGGUCCACCACCGAUGAUCACUGCCAUGAAAAAACAUCUUGCGGAGCUCAAUUACCCUGCUCCUCGCACAAUCAGCAAAUUGGAAGACCAGAUUUUUGCUUUCUAAAUACAUAUUGGUUUGGCUCGAGUAGAGUUGGCAAUGUAAUCGAACUAAUACAAUUGGCAUUUGGUUUU
This is a messenger RNA of Suillus subalutaceus, 1046 nucleotides long. RefSeq names its product NADH-cytochrome b5 reductase. The transcript has 8 exons. Gene Ontology annotation, molecular function: oxidoreductase activity. The record is from RefSeq and is a predicted model, not a curated record. NCBI's taxonomy places the organism in Eukaryota, Fungi, Basidiomycota, Agaricomycetes, Boletales, Suillaceae. The coding region runs from base 1 to 978 and encodes 325 amino acids.